AUGGUCGAUUUGGGCCACGGAAUGAAGCUCAUUUGCGCCUUUGUGUAUUGUGAUCCGAAAAAUGAGGACCAGUGUAAGGGGACUGAAAUGGGACUCCCUCUGCGUCUUAUAACCGAUGAGAUGCAUUUGGCAAGGUUCUUGUCCGUGGCAACAACAUAUACGAAAAUGGUACACGUAUAUGCAAUAGAGGUGACUGUUUCUGAUGCAAUUUUGCGGAAGAAACGGCGUGCGUUUGAAAAGUUGUGGAAGGUACCUUCUGGUGUAGUCAUUGAAGAGUUAGAAGAGGCCGAGCCUGUGAUCCGUAAGCCGAAACCGAAAUCUCGAAAGCAAAGUAAACCUAGAAAACCUGAAAGACGGUUGAUUGGAUGGUAUGAAAGGGAUAUUGAAUUUGAAGAGUACAUGGUAAAAUGUCUUGCAGACUAUAAGGAAAAAACUAACAGAGAGGAUGUCGAAGCUUCAAAAACUGUUGCGGUUGAGGUUAAUUGUGCAUUAAAUGUAGAUAAAGGGAUGGCAAAUGCAGAAUGUGCGUUGAAUGCAGGUGUAAGUAGUGAAGAAUGUGUUGGAGGUGUUGGUGGUAUUGCAAUGGUUGCAGAUGGUGCAUGUGUACAAGUUGAUGAGGGUAUUGAAGUGGACGUGCCUCAUGAUAAAGAGACUAUGAUGGAUGGUGAUAUUGCACAAGUUGGUGUUGUACAAUGUGAUAUUGUACAUGGUGAUGCUGUACACUGCGACGGAGGUAGCACAGUGGGUAUAGAGCAUGAUAAUGAGACUACGGAUGCUCGAGCAUGUCCAACACCACGCGAUAAUGGGAAAGGAAUAGUUGUUCUACAAAAGGAUGUCUAUAUACCAUGUCUGGAUGAACUUCUUACAAACUGCCCUUUACGCAAUGACGACGUUGAUGAUGAGGUGGAUGAAUUUAUUUCUUUGUACGAGAUGUGUCGUGAUGAGCAGCUGUUCUCGUCAUACUUUGAUGACAUUUUUCAGCAAGAAAAUCAAAUUCCAAGUGGAUGUGGUGGAUGGGCGUCUGUGAAUGAAGCGUGUGAAGGUAAUCUAGAUGGGGAAUCAGUUCUUGAAGUUGUUGAAAAUGAAGUUUGUGAUGGUGAAGAAUUCCAUGAUCUCCCAAAGAGAGGUGUAGGUAACCAAGAAGAGACAUCCGCCACUCAAGUUUGUGAGGGUACAACCCGACAACAAAAACAAAAGAAACAAGGAAGAAGGCCAGCAGAGACGAUGCAAAUUGUUGAUCCUUAUGAGGCAGAACUUCUGCAAGAUUAUUUGCAUUGUCCACUACAUGAUAACUCGGCUUCUGAUGAGGAAAGAGAUGAGAACUUAGCAUUAUACGCCAUAUUUACGUUCACCGGAGAAUGUCCUACCUGGAAUGUAGGAGAUGUAUUUAAAAGCCGAAACUUCUUCCGCGAUGUGCUCCGCCAGUAUGCAGUUAUGUCGAGGAGACCAAUGGAACUACAUAGGAAUGACAAAACUAAAUUGAGGGCUAGAUGCAAGGGAAAUGGAUGCAAAUGGUUUGUUUCUUUGGCUAAGAAUAGUGCAUACAACACUGAAGACUACAUAUUGAAGAAGGUACACAAAGAGCAUGCUCAUACAUGCACUGAGAUACAAAAGAAUAAGUGGAUUAGUGCAAAGUGGUUGGGUGAACAAUUCAUGGAGAAGAUCAAAGCAAAUCCACAUAUUCCAAUACAAGUGAUACGCCAAUGUGUUGAUGGGCAGUUCGGUGUUCUGCUAAGUAGGAUGACAGCUUAUCGGGCUCGAGAAGCAGCACUAGAAGGCAUAUAUGGUAAGACGGGCCGGCAGUACGGCAGACUUUUUGAUUACAAAAGAGAACUUCUAAGGACACAUCCUGACUCAACAGUUGAGAUACUCUACGAGAGCAAUAGGGAUGAAGGGAGUACGGGUCCAAACUUUGAAAAUCACAAAUUUGGUGCUUGCCUAUUGAAUUACAAAUCAGGUGUUUUUCAACAUUAUCACGAAUUUGGUUCUAUUUCAAAAGUUUGA
Messenger RNA from Salvia splendens (bonfire salvia), 2004 nucleotides. RefSeq lists its product as uncharacterized. Lineage: Eukaryota; Viridiplantae; Streptophyta; Magnoliopsida; Lamiales; Lamiaceae. The transcript has 4 exons. The record is from RefSeq and is a predicted model, not a curated record. The coding region runs from base 1 to 2004 and encodes 667 amino acids.